UGAUGGUUGCUUACAUAUUUGUUGUCUAAGUCAGGGAAUGAAUGGUAUGCUCUAUUAAUUACUGACAGUAUAUAAAGGUCCCAGGGAAUAGGAAGACACACACCUAUUUGAGAAACCUCCUCUUUCAACCCACCUGAAUUCACAUCCCUUGACAACAUGUGUUGCAACUACUAUGGCAACUCCUGUGGCUAUGGCUGUGGAAACAGCUAUGGCUGUGGAUUUAGCCCCUAUUAUGGCUGUGGUUAUGGUACCGGAUAUGGCUGUGGAUACGGCUGUGGAUAUGGCUCCCGCUAUGGGUGUGGUUAUGGUACCGGAUAUGGCUGUGGAUACGGCCAUGGAUAUGGCUCCCGCUAUGGCUGUGGUUACGGAACUGGAUAUGGCUGUGGAUACGGCUCUGGCUUUGGCUACUGCAGCUACAGGCCAGUUUGCUAUAGGACGUGUUAUUCUUCUUGCUGUUAGAACAUCACUAUCCAAGCCCCAUUUGCUCUGAAGUGGCACAUUUAUAGAUAAUGCUGAUUCAAGAAUCUAUAACCCAUGAUUGCUACAUCCAAGAAAUUACAUGCCUGACAGAAGGUUUGACCUCCAAUUACCCGGUUUUAGAUUGGCAUCUUUGUAGCCUGAGGCUCCAUGGUAUCAUCUGACUAAUUUCCAAGUGUUCUCUUAAUCUCUCAUUGUCUAUUAUAUAUUGAUGAUUCUCUAUCUGUACUGAUGAUCCUAACAUCUUAAA
Camelus dromedarius (Arabian camel) is the source of this 727-nucleotide messenger RNA. RefSeq names its product keratin-associated protein 21-1-like. Bases 157 to 459 code for a protein of 100 amino acids. The record is from RefSeq and is a predicted model, not a curated record. The transcript has a single exon. NCBI's taxonomy places the organism in Eukaryota, Metazoa, Chordata, Mammalia, Artiodactyla, Camelidae.